GCACUUUGCCGUUUUGUACAGAACCAAAGACAAGGACACAUCCAGUUGUAAAGAUGGACUGGUUCCACUGUAACCACUGCUUCAGAAGGGGAGGGUCAAAGUUUGCUGUGUCCAGCUGUGGCCACAUCUGCUGUGAAGUGUGCAUCAAGUCAAAGCAUUGCAGCAUAUGUGGGGCGAGCUGUAACUAUCUGCCCAUCACAGAUGAGAUGAAACAACAAGAAAAGGUGUUUUUCAAGGAUCCGGUGAAGCUCAUUCAGUGUAGCGUCGAGCACAUCUCACAGAUUGCACUUUUUCAGAGGAUGCAGAAGGAGAAAGUUAUAGCACACUUCACACGUAAAUCUGCUGAACUGGAAAGGCAUCUUAAGGAAGUCAAAGAGCAGAGCUACAGGCAACUGACGGAGCUAAAAAGAGAGAACAGCGAAUUAAAAAAGCAAGUUUUAGAGUUGAAAAGAGAGAACGCUGAAUUGAAGAAACCACUUUCUCAGAGGAGGGUGUCACCAGGACAGUUUCAGAUAGAUGGGAUAUCACGUCCUGUGGCCGUCACUUCCCCAGUUACCCCUCGUUCAAGGAAUAUGAGUAUCAGUCACAUGGGGUCAGCUGAGUCCCACGGGUGGGUCCGAGAAAGAGGUCGCAGUCUCUCUUCGCUCACUACUCCUGGAUCAACUACCUCCACUGCUAGUCACAGUUCUCUUCAUGAACACAGAACACCGACAUCCUUUAACACUCCUACAUGCAUACUGCGUCAGACCCCUAAUGUCUUCCAGUUCCAGUUGAAUGGAUUGCCACUACAAUCACCCAGACAUUUAUGAAGUGACCACAUACCUGAGGAUCCUCUUGUUACAGUUUAGGGGUUAGUAGGAGGAAGGAACACAUCUUUGGGAGAUAUAUAUACAUAUAUAUAUAUAUACAUAUGUAUGUUUUGGGGGGCAGAAGCAGUUAGUAUAAAUGUUUGAAUAUCUUGCAGAAUGUAUUGAGUAAUUUAGUUUUGUCUAUGUUGUAAUGUUUUGAGGAAUUAAAACUGUUAAUGAAGUUUGUAUAAUUUGUAGUUCUUAAUUACACCAACAA
Molecule: messenger RNA, 1065 nt
Organism: Thalassophryne amazonica
Lineage: Eukaryota; Metazoa; Chordata; Actinopteri; Batrachoidiformes; Batrachoididae
Product: RING finger protein 212B-like
Exons: 13
Coding region: 54-809 (251 amino acids)
Biological process (GO): protein sumoylation; reciprocal meiotic recombination; homologous chromosome pairing at meiosis
Cellular component (GO): synaptonemal complex
Molecular function (GO): SUMO transferase activity
Source: RefSeq, a predicted model, not a curated record